AUGCAGAAAGCCUUGAAGAAGUAUUUUGUAAACAUGGACGAGUACCUGGCCAGCAUCGGUCUCUACCGAAAAAUGAUGGCGAGAGACGCGUCCUGUCUGUUUCGAGCCGUUUCUGAGCAGCUUUAUUACUCCCAGAAUUACCAUCAAAGAAUACGAAAAGAGUGUGUCAACUUCAUGAGGGCGAACAGAUGCAACUUUGAGCCUUUUGUUGAAGGUUCAUUUGAGAAGUAUUUGGAACGCUUGGAGGAUCCUAAGGAAACUGCAGGUCAAGUGGAGAUAAAAGCAUUGUCUUUACUGUACAGGCGAUGCUUUGUCAUUUACAGGUAUCCAGGAAAGCCGCCAACAGAGAUUGCAGAGGAGGACAAUUUACCAAAGGUUUUGCUGUGUUGCUCAAACAAUGGCCACUAUGACAUAGUAUAUCCUAAGAAUUAUCCAAUGAAUGCUGCAAUAUGUCAGGCUCUGUUGUAUGAACUGUUAUACACUCGUGCCCUGGGCGUUGAGGAGGAAGAGCUGCAGGUGGCGCUGGAGGGAUUCAGAGGAAUGGGGCGACGGUACAGAAACAGCCCUUCCAUGUGCAGUGAGGAUGCUGGAUAUGAUACCCCGGAGGACCGCACUCAAAGAGAGGAUUGGGAACCGAGUGGUCAGAACCGCUCUGAAAACAAAGCCAGAGCUGGAGCUGAGGACCUGAAGGCUGCAGAAGGGUCAGGAAAACUGGCUCUACCGUACAAGGUACUGAAGGCCUUGGAGCCAGAGCUGUACCGCAAUGUGGAAUUUGACGUGUGGCAUGACAGCCGCAAAGAGCUACAGAAGACUGAUUACAUGGUGUUUGCUGGCAGGCAGUAUUUUUUGGGAGAUAAAUGUCAGGUCCGUUUAGAUCCAAAGGGAAAGUAUUACAAUGCUUUCAUACAGGAAGUAGGGACUCACACCGCUGCUGUGACUGUGUUCAUUGAAGAGCUUGGAGAAAAGCACCUGGUUUCCUUGACCAAUCUGAAGCCAGUGAAUCCUGUGCCAGCUUGGAACAUCACGCCAAGCAGAAAGGGAAACUCCUACAACCAUCCAGAGCAGUACGCUGGAGAAUUAGACCCAGAGCUGCGUGGGAGGCGAAGGUUCUUCAAGAAGCCUCGUGGAGUGCACGGCCCGGCUCUACCUCCUGCCGGUCUGGCCUAUGAACACUACAGGCCCCACCCUCCGCACAGACAUCCUCGUGGGUACGGACCACCCAGUUCGGCCCGAUUCCUGAACCGACACCACCUUUUUGAACCAGAGAUGGCCUAUUAUCCCAGUCCCGGCAAGCGCUGCUACCAGAGUUAUGAUAACUACUCAUUCAGGUCUCGGAGUCGUCGACGGCAGAUGCACACUCUAAAUAAAGAGUGUCUGAGCUGUGUUCCUGAGCCAGGAGAGGAAACUCAGGACGUGGAGGGCAGUAUCACCUUCUAUGAGAUUGAAGAGACCGAUGAAAGUGCCUUCUCACCAAUACCGGGUCAAACGGUCACCAGUGCCAUGGUUCCAGGGGCCACUGCUUACUGGGUGCCUAGGGUCCCCAGUCCAGUCCCUCAAUCAGGCAAACAGCACAUGACCUCAUCAGAGGAGGACCCUGAUGAAAGGAGCACUGCUGGUGACCAAGGUGAAUACGCAGAGGAGUACCUCUACUCUGCCUCAGAGGCAGGAUUUCAGAGUCCAUCUGUGUAUGCUGCAGCAGCUGAAUCUACCACCAAUCUGACCAUUCAAGAAGGCAGUUCUCGUGCUGGGUCGCCACAAGAGGGUGUCGCUACCUACAGUUACUCUCAACAGGUGGUUGUGAAGUCAUCUGUCAUCUCUUCCUCUCAGCCAAUUAACUCAGCCCCGGCAGCAAUCUUCACCUCAAACUCCUCCUCUUCAUCCUCUGGAAGCUCUCAGACCCCUCCAAAUCCCCUCCAGAACAACAACAUCCUCACACCUGGACAGCCUCCAUCACAGAAUUUUCUGGGAAGACCUGCAGUUCCGUGGUUUGUGAAUGAGCUGGGAGAACCAGUUGCCAUGGCACCACCUCCGCCCUACUCUUAUGACCCCAAUGGCAGCGACCUUCCAAGAGAUUGUAAAGUGCUCCAGUACUACUACAAUUUGGGGGUUCAGUGGUAUCAGCAGAGUUACUGGCACUCUGUGGUGCACAUGCAGCAGGUUUACCCACAGUCAGCUGCAGAGUCUCAGUUCCAGGCAUACCAGGGCACUGCUUCUGCUGCUGAUCACACCGUACCCCAGGCCUACCCUGAGCCGGUCCGCGUGUGUCCCCAUCCACAAGGAGAUAUGCACAGCAAUGGCACCACUCUGGCUAUGGAGCCCCCUCCCACGGUGGUCCCCGGCACAGUGUACUACCCCCUGGUACAGGAGCAGUGUGGCCAGCCACCUGUACACCCCACCUAUGAGCCCUAUGUUCCCGUGCUCUCCACAACAUACCACUACCUCACACCCUGGACCCCCGGUGUCGGGCAGCAUCCUCGCGUCCAUCACGCUACCUAUUGCCCAUCCUCCUCUCACACCCCCGUCAACUACAUCAGCACCCCCACGCACCUGCAGCACUCACAGUUUGUCUAA
This is a messenger RNA of Xyrauchen texanus (razorback sucker), 2571 nucleotides long. It is a transcript of the gene alg13, whose product is annotated as ALG13 UDP-N-acetylglucosaminyltransferase subunit. Gene Ontology annotation, biological process: protein deubiquitination. Bases 1 to 2571 code for a protein of 856 amino acids. The transcript has 25 exons. Lineage: Eukaryota; Metazoa; Chordata; Actinopteri; Cypriniformes; Catostomidae. The record is from RefSeq and is a predicted model, not a curated record. Gene Ontology annotation, molecular function: cysteine-type deubiquitinase activity.